AUGUCUCCCGACAAGAAUUUGCUGUCCAAAUUAGCCGCCGGUGACAAGCACGGUGAAGAUUCACCGUACUUCGACGGUUGGAAAGCUUACGACAAUAACCCUUUUCAUCUUGAUCAUAAUCCACAAGGUGUUAUUCAAAUGGGUCUCGCCGAAAAUCAACUUUGUUCUGAUUUGAUCAAAGAAUGGAUAAAGGCAAAUCCACAAGCAUCUAUUUGCACGGCGGAGGGCAUUGAAAGUUUCUCCGAUAUCGCUAUUUUUCAAGAUUAUCACGGUCUCAAACAAUUUAGACAGGCGAUUGCGACUUUUAUGGAGAGAGCAAGAGGCGGAAAUGUGAAGUUUGAGGCGGAGAGGGUCGUCUUGAGCGGUGGAGCCACCGGAGCAAAUGAGACGCUCAUGUUCUGUCUUGCUGAUCCCGGCGAUGCUUUUCUUGUUCCGACUCCUUAUUAUGCCGCAUUCGACAGAGACCUAAGGUGGAGAACCGGAGUUAGAAUAAUCCCUGUGGAGUGUAACAGCUCAAACAAUUUCAAAGUUACAAAACAAGCCCUAGAAUCAACCUACCUUAAAGCCCAAGAAACCGGUAUCAAAAUCAAAGGCCUGAUCCUCGCAAACCCAUCAAACCCUCUUGGAACAACUCUUGAUCGAGACACUCUUGAAACCAUUGUCAGCUUCAUCAACGACAAGCAAAUCCAUUUAGUAUGCGACGAAAUCUACGCAGCCACGGUUUUCGCAGGAGCGAGAUUCAUCAGUAUCGCAGAGAUCAUCCAAGAUAUGGACCAUGUCAACCGCGACUUGAUACAUAUCGUUUAUAGUCUAUCGAAGGACAUGGGUCUUCCCGGUUUCAGGGUAGGAGUGGUUUACUCGUACAAUAAUGAUGUUGUGUCUAGCGCGAGGAGGAUGUCGAGUUUCGGAUUGGUCUCAUCGCAAACACAGAGUUUUCUAGCUGCUAUGUUGUCCGAUCAGAGUUUUGUCGAUAACUUUCUUGUAGAGGUGUCGAAGAGAGUGGCGAAGAGACACCACAUGUUCACGAAAGGGCUUGAAGAGAUUGGGAUUUCUUGCUUGAGAAGCAACGCGGGUUUAUUCGUCUUAAUGGAUUUGAGAAAAAUGCUUAAAGAUCAAAGCUUUGAGUCUGAAAUGGCUCUUUGGCAAGUAAUCAUCCAUAAGGUGAAGAUCAAUGUCUCUCCUGGCUCGUCGUUUCACUGCUCUGAGCCAGGUUGGUUCAGAGUCUGCUUCGCUAAUAUGGACGAAGACACACUCCAAAUCGGACUACAGAGGAUUAAAGACUUUGUGCUUGGAGACGGAGACAACAAGAACAAUAUUUGUAACCGCAACAAAGAAAAGGAGAACAAGAAACGAAAGAGUUUUCAAAAGAAUCUCAAGCUGAGUUUCUCUUCGAUGAUAUACGAGGAACAUGUUAGAUCACCAAGCUUGAUAUCACCUCAUUCACCAUUGCUCCUAGCUUAA
Molecule: messenger RNA, 1461 nt
Organism: Arabis nemorensis
Lineage: Eukaryota; Viridiplantae; Streptophyta; Magnoliopsida; Brassicales; Brassicaceae
Source: the annotation of a GenBank genome assembly